This is a messenger RNA of Hyaena hyaena (striped hyena), 1947 nucleotides long. RefSeq names its product keratin 2 (gene KRT2). Gene Ontology annotation, biological process: intermediate filament organization; keratinization. Bases 1 to 1947 code for a protein of 648 amino acids. Gene Ontology annotation, cellular component: keratin filament. Lineage: Eukaryota; Metazoa; Chordata; Mammalia; Carnivora; Hyaenidae. Gene Ontology annotation, molecular function: structural constituent of skin epidermis. The transcript has 9 exons. The record is from RefSeq and is a predicted model, not a curated record.
AUGAGUUGUCAGAUCUCGUGCAAAUCUCGAAGAGGAGGAGGAGGAGGAGGAGGAUUCCGGGGCUUCAGCAGUGGCUCAGCCGUGGUCUCCAGUAGGAGCCGGAGAUCGGGCACUGGCUUCUCCUGCUUGAGCCGCCAUGGCGGUGGUGGAGGGGGCUUGGGUGGAGGCGGCUUUGGCAGUCGGAGCCUUGUUGGUCUUGGAGGCACCAAGAGCAUCUCCAUUAGUGUGGCUGGAGGAGGUGGAGGCUUCGGCUCCGGUGGUGGAUUUGGUGGCAGAGGAGGUGGCUUUGGAGGUGGCAGCGGCUUUGGUGGCGGCAGCGGCUUUGGAGGAGGUGGUUUCGGUGGAGGCGGCUUCGGUGGAGGCAGCUUCGGUGGAGGUGGCUUUGGCGGAGGCCGCUUUGGAGGUGGCGGUGGCUUUGGAGGCUUUGGGGGUCCUGGUGGCAUGGGGCCUGGAGGAUUCCCUGGUGGAGGCAUCCACGAAGUCUCCAUCAACCAGAGCCUCCUGCAGCCUCUCAACGUGAAAGUUGACCCAGAGAUCCAGAACGUGAAGUCUCAGGAGCGGGAGCAGAUCAAAACCCUCAACAACAAAUUUGCCUCUUUCAUCGACAAGGUGCGGUUCCUGGAGCAGCAGAACCAGGUACUGCGGACCAAAUGGGAGCUGCUACAGCAAAUGGACGUCAGCACACGUACCACCAACUUGGAGCCCAUCUUUCAAAUGUACAUUGCCAAACUGAAGAAAUAUGUGGAUACGCUCUCUGCAGAAAGAACAUCACAAGAUUCAGAACUGAACAACAUGCAGGAUCUUGUUGAGGAUUUUAAGAAGAAGUAUGAGGAUGAAAUCAACAAGCGCACAGCUGCUGAGAAUGAUUUUGUGACACUUAAAAAGGAUGUGGACAAUGUCUACAUGAUCAAGGUGGAGCUGCAGGCCAAGACGGAUGUGCUGACUCAGGAACUCGAGUUCAUUAAAUUCCUUUAUGAUGCGGAGCUGUCCCAGAUGCAGCAGAGUGUCACCGACACCAACGUCAUCCUGUCCAUGGACAACAACCGUAGCCUGGACCUGGACAGCAUCAUCUCCGAGGUCCGUGCCCAGUACGAGGAGAUCGCCCAGAGGAGCAAGGCGGAGGCUGAGGAGCUGUACCACAGCAAGUAUGAGGAGCUCCAGGUUACUGCAGGGAAACACGGAGACAGCCUGAAGGAGGUCAAGAUGGAGAUCAGCGAGCUGAACCGCAUGAUCCAGAGGCUGCAAGGGGAGAUCGCCCAAGUGAAGAAGCAGUGUAAGAGUGUGCAAGAAGCCAUUGCAGAUGCAGAGCAGAAGGGAGAGCACGCCCUCAAAGAUGCACAGAGCAAACUCUCUGACCUGGAAGACGCCCUGCAACAAGCCAAGGAGGACCUGGCCCGGCUCCUGAAGGAUUACCAGGAGCUGAUGAACGUGAAGCUGGCCCUGGACGUGGAGAUCGCCACCUACCGCAAGCUGCUGGAGGGCGAGGAGUGCAGGAUGUCCGGAGACCUCAGUAGCAACGUGACUGUGUCUGUGACAAGCAGCACCGUGUCUUCAAGCAUGACAUCCAGGGGUGGCUUUGGCUCUGGAGGUAGAGGAUCCGGUUCUGGAGGAGGAGGAUACAGCUCUGGAAGUGGCAGUUACAGCUCUGGGGGCAGAGGAUCAAGCUCCAGAGGGGGCAGUGGAGGGGGCUAUGGCUCUGGAGGGGGCUCCAGAGGGGGCAGUGGAGGGGGCUAUGGCUCCGGAGGGGGCUCCAGAGGGGGUAGUGGAGGGGGCUAUGGCUCCGGAGGGGGCUCCAGAGGGGGCUCUGGCUCUGGGGGGAGCUCCAGAGGGGGCAGUGGAGGGGACUAUGGCUCUGGGGGGCGCUCCAGAGGGGGCUCCAGCUCUGAAAAGGGUGGAUCUGGCUCAGGUGAAGGUUACGGUUCUAGCGUGACCUUCUCUUUCAGAUAA